AUGGAUAACUCAGAAUCUGCCUCUGAUCUUCCUGUUGUAAACAAGACCCGGACACCAGUUGAGGGAGGCAGUUCGGACUGGAUGACCCCGAAACGAUUUGGUGGGAAUAAGAGGGCCAUCAAUAAGACCAAGAACACUUUGAAGAAUUCCUAUAGUGCUUUGCAAGAUAAGGCAGUGAAGGUAGCAAAUUUGGGAUUAAAAUCAACAAUUGGGUUAGGUGCCUUAUUGGAGACAAAACUUCGGGGUGAUAAGAUUAAGAAGAUGAUGCAGUCUUUUUUUAGUGGUUGGGAAUUUUUUUCUGGUUCAGCUUCUGAAGGCAGAUUACUGCUUAUUUGGCAACCUAAUUUGGUGUCUGUUGAUGUUCUGAAAGAAACAUACCAAUUACUUCAUGUUUUUGUCAGGAGCUUGAAAACUAAUAAAUCAUUUUGUGUGACAUUUGUUUAUGGUAGGAAUUCUAUUGAGGAAAGAAUGGCCCUUUGGAAAGAUCUGUCUAAUCUUAGUUUUCCAGUUGCUGCAUGGCUCAUAGCUGGAGACUUUAAUGCUGCUUUUGAGAGCGAGGACAGAGUAGGUGGUCGUGCGAUAUCUUCCCUUGAGUUGGAUGAUGCUCAAAAUUGGAGGGCUUUGGGGUUAGUUGAUGAGUUGCGUGCUAGAGGGUCUCAUUUUACUUGGACGAAUAAACAGAUGAAUGAAGGCAGAAUUUUCUCAAGAUUGGAUAGAGUUUUCAAGAAUGAAGAUUUGUUGGACAUUUUCCCUCACUCUGAGGCUGUCUUCAACUGGGAGCUUCACUCUGACCACUGCUACUGUAUUAUUAAACCAGAUAUUGCUGUUAGCUGUGGUGUUAAGCUCUUUAGAUUCUUCAAUAUGUGGACUAAACAUGAUCAAUUUAAAUCCACUGUUAUGCAGAGCUGGUGUAGGCCUAUGCGAGGGAUUGGUCUAGUUCACCUUUGUAAUAAGCUGCGUAGACUUCAGUAG
Messenger RNA from Humulus lupulus (European hop), 972 nucleotides. RefSeq lists its product as uncharacterized. NCBI's taxonomy places the organism in Eukaryota, Viridiplantae, Streptophyta, Magnoliopsida, Rosales, Cannabaceae. The coding region runs from base 1 to 972 and encodes 323 amino acids. The record is from RefSeq and is a predicted model, not a curated record. The transcript is spliced from 2 exons.